AUGAGCAAGAACGAGGAACUUCGAAUCUACCAGGAGCUCAGGACGUGGCCGCGGCCCGUAUACCCCUUUCGGGACUUGGUCAGUCCGUUCUUCGAAGAUCUGGCCGAUGAGUGUUGUCAAUGGAUCGAUACCGACUGUCAGUCUGAGUCAAAGGCCGCUCGUGAAUUGCACAAACGGCAUCGGCUCACUGAUAUCGCCGCCCGGGCAUUCCCGGGACUGAGCCUGAAUGAGCUACGUCCCAUUGCGCGCUUCACAGCGUUCUUGGCUAUACUAGACGAUAUAAUGGACCACAGUGAGCCCAAUGAGCUGAAUAGGGUCAAGGAACGCAUCCUUGAUAUCCUGGCGGGCAAGGAGCACACACAGCCGCCACCAGGGUUCUAUCGCCAACUUUAUGCCAUUCGGGAAGAGAUUCUCGGGUUCCACAUGCCCACUCGCCUCUUCGACCAAUUUGUGUCAUCAAUCAGAGAGCUCAUGGUUGGCUAUGCCCGCGAGAAGAAAUACAACGGCAAGAACGAGGCUCCCCCUUUCGCGGUCUAUCAAUCAAUUCGCCGGCAAACAUCCGGAGGCCUGUGCUAUGCAAAGUAUCUGUGUGUUCAUCAGAACUAUCGCGAUCUCCCUGAUGGAGUACUCAGCCACCCGUCCAUACUGCGCAUGCACGACCUCGUCGCUAGGAUCAUUGGCUACCAGAAUGACUUCAUAUCGCUACCCAAAGAACUCUCCAGAACUGGGGACGCCGUCAAUAUUGUUAUGAGCAUCCAGAAAGAGUCGGGUCUGAGUCUUGCAGAUGCUUAUACAAAGGCUCUUGAGGUCCACAACGCUGACCUUGCCGAGUUUAUUCACUUACAGAGCAGACUCCCUGACUUUGGACCGUGGCGGCUGAAGACGCAAGGCUACGUGACCGAUCUGGGCACCUUGAUACAGGGAGUCUACGCCUGGCAUGUCAAAGAUACUGGGCGCUAUGCUCCCGGGGCCUACGUUGAGCCUGAGGACGGGGUCCAGCUGGACACCACGCCGACUGACAAGUACUCGACGCCAUCCACUGACGGCGUCGGCCGCCUCGCCACACUGUCUUCCUGA
Molecule: messenger RNA, 1077 nt
Organism: Purpureocillium takamizusanense
Lineage: Eukaryota; Fungi; Ascomycota; Sordariomycetes; Hypocreales; Ophiocordycipitaceae
Exons: 1
Coding region: 1-1077 (358 amino acids)
Source: RefSeq, a predicted model, not a curated record